Messenger RNA from Saccostrea echinata, 1882 nucleotides. RefSeq names its product arsenite methyltransferase-like. The coding region runs from base 96 to 1193 and encodes 365 amino acids. Gene Ontology annotation, cellular component: cytosol. Gene Ontology annotation, biological process: toxin metabolic process; arsonoacetate metabolic process. The transcript has 10 exons. The record is from RefSeq and is a predicted model, not a curated record. Gene Ontology annotation, molecular function: arsenite methyltransferase activity. NCBI's taxonomy places the organism in Eukaryota, Metazoa, Mollusca, Bivalvia, Ostreida, Ostreidae.
CGUUUACGGUUACCUUCUCGGCGGUUGGUUGCUGUGAUGUGGAUCGCAGUGUAACUUUUCAAGGAAGAAAAUUAUAUUGAAAACAUAAAUCAAAUAUGGAAGGUGGCCAAGUUCAUGAUUCUGUCAAGGACUACUAUGGUAAACAACUUAAGACAGUAAAUGAUCUGAAGACACAGGCCUGUGUUACAGUCGGGAAAUCUGUGACCAAACCAGUCAGGGAAGCGGUAGCUGCUGUACAUGAUGAAGUGGUGUCUAAGUACUAUGGAUGUGGACUGGUGAUUCCAGAGAAACUGGAGGGAAUGAAGAUUUUAGAUUUAGGGAGUGGAAGUGGGCGGGACUGUUUUGCUCUCAGUAAGCUGGUUGGUCCAAAUGGUCAUGUGACUGGAAUUGACAUGACAGAUGAACAGAUAGCUGUGGCACGCAAAUACAUAGACUAUCACAGAGAAAAGUUCGGUUAUAAAGAGGCCAAUACAGACUUUGUACAAGGCUACAUUGAAAAGCUUAGAGAAGCUGGACUGAAGGAAAAUUACUACGACAUCAUCAUAUCAAACUGUGUGAUUAAUCUUUCUCCAGACAAAAAAUCUGUACUUAAGGAGGCUUACAGUGUCUUAAAGGAGGGAGGGGAGUUUUACUUCAGUGAUAUUUACGCAGAUAGAGAGCUGGAGGACUCAGUCAGGAAAGAUGAAGUCCUCUGGGGUGAGUGUAUUUCUGGAGCCCUGUACUGGAAGGAAUUGUUCACCCUUGCAUCAGAAGUCGGCUUCAGUCGACCAUUUCUUGUGACAGCAGCACCUGUCCCCAUUGACCGAGAAGACUUCAAGAAGAUCUUAGGUGAUGCUCGCUUUGUGUCUGUGACGUACAGACUUUUUAAACUUCCUCCCGAAUCAAAGGCAGAACCAACUGAAGUCAUCUACAAUGGGGAGAUUCCAGGCUACGAGGCUGAAUUUAAGUUUGAUCAUCAACACAUUUUUAAGAAAGAUGAUGUUGUCAUGGUAACUGGGGCAGUUGCUGCGGCCCUGAAAUGCUCCCGUUUCUCAGACGAGUUUGAGUAUCAACCAGGCCCUAAGAAAUCCUGUGGUACGGAUAGCAAUAGCAAGCUGGAUUUUGAGGAUCCAUUUGAAUACCUGGAAAACUUGGCAAAGAAAGGUCAGAAGGUCGAGGCCUCGUGUUGUGGUGGAUCCAACAAGUGUUGCUGAGGCCUCGUCUUGUGGUGGAUCCAACAAGUGUUGCUGAGGCCUUGUUUUGUGGUGGAUCUACCAAGUGUUGCCAAGACAUGAUUUGGAUAAACUUUAAAUUGACAAGUAGAGUGGCCUAUUCCUAGAGCCAGUACCAUGUAGACAAUGUCAAAAAUAAAUGUAGAAAUAUUAUCUUGGAACAAUAAUGUCCAUCUUAGAAAUGUUGUAAAUGUUGUAAAUCCCCACUCCCAGUAAAAUGGAAUAUUGUUAUAGGAUACUAUCCUACUAUGUAAAGCCAAAAGAGAGAUCAGUGUUCAGAAGACAAUGCUUUGUCAGUGGUAUGCACUAAAUGUAGAAUACAUUAAAGCCAUGGGAAUAUCCCUAUAGGGAGUUGGGUGGGUGGGGGUUGUUGGUUGUGGAAGACUGCAUAAAAAAUACACCUUCUUCAGAGAUAUUUACAAUUAUUACAUGUAUGUUUGUAGACAAAUAUGUAUUCAUACACAUGUACCUGUAAAAGAUGUAUAUACAUAUUAUAUUAAUAUGUUGUUGAUUGUGGGGAGAUAAAAUAGUGCAAUUAUUUCAAUUAUAAAUUAUAAAUGUAUAGGACAUGUUUAAGUUAAAUGUGUUUUAAAACAAAUUAUAAAUUUAUAAGGCAUGUUUAAGCUAAUUGUGUUUUAAAACAUGUUGAAAUAAAAUUAAAUAGAUUGAGA